Dichomitus squalens LYAD-421 SS1 is the source of this 1323-nucleotide messenger RNA. RefSeq names its product protein phosphatase 5. Gene Ontology annotation, cellular component: nucleus; cytosol. The transcript has 15 exons. The record is from RefSeq and is a predicted model, not a curated record. The annotation marks the transcript as partial. NCBI's taxonomy places the organism in Eukaryota, Fungi, Basidiomycota, Agaricomycetes, Polyporales, Polyporaceae. Gene Ontology annotation, molecular function: protein serine/threonine phosphatase activity; protein binding.
GCUAUUCAGCUCGAUCCCAAGUACGCGAAGGCGUAUUAUCGACGAGCAACAUGUUACCUCCAAACGAUGAAAUACAAGCAGGCGAUCGCGGACUUCAAGAAGCUCCUCACGCUCGAACCGCAGAACCAGCUCGUUCGGAUGCAGAUGGAUAGCACCCAGAAGAUUCUCCGUAAAGCCGAGUUUGAGAAGGCAAUUGAAAUGGAAGAAGAGAAGAGCGCGGUGGUACGGUGCUAUGAGAUCAUCGCUGAAGGUGGAUGCGACGUGGACAAGAGUUACACCGGACCUGUACUUCCCACGGAUGACAAUGGGAAGUUCACAAUCGAUAUCCAAUUCGUACGAGACAUGAUCCAAUGGUUCAAGGACGGCAAGUCAAUACCAAGGAGGUAUGUGUGGGAGAUCGCCCUCGGCGCACAUUCGUACUUCGAAAGGGAAGCGAGUUUGGUCGAUGUCGACAUCCCGGACGGUCAGACGAUCGAUGUGAUUGGCGAUGUACACGGCCAAUUCUACGACUACCUCCAUUUGCUAUCGCUCACGGGCGAGCCGAGCGGAACGCACAGUUUGCUCAUGAAUGGUGAUCUCGUCGACCGCGGCUCAUGGUCGGUCGAGGUCAUUGUGGUGGCACUUGCUUUCAAAUGGCUUUAUCCGAAGAACAUGUACAUCAACCGCGGAAACCAUGAGUCGAAAGAGAUGAACCGAACGUACGGCUUCGAGGGCGAGGCGAAGCACAAGUUUGGCGAGCAGACGUACAAGCUUUUUGCUCAUCUUUUCACAGAGAUGCCCCUCGCGACCCUUGUCAGCGCCACUAAGCCGCCAAUAGCAAAGUCAAAGGCAGCUAUUCUGUCGCCUGAGGGCAAGAAGCGCUACUUUGUCGUACACGGCGGGCUGUUCAGCAAGGACAACGUAACGCUCGACGACGUCCGCAAGAUCCAGCGAAUAGGACAUCAACCCGGGCAGGAGGGUCUCAUGUGUACGUAUCUUCUAUGGACGGACCCCCAAGAACUCCCAGGACGAGGACCGAGCAAGCGCGGCGUAGGAAUCGCAUUUGGACCUGACGUGACGCGAAGAUGGUGCGAGGCUAAUGGGGUGACGGGUAUUAUUCGCAGCCACGAAGUCCGGCAAGAGGGUUACUCCGUGGAACACGAUGGCCUUUGCACGACGGUAUUCUCUGCGCCGAAUUACGUGGACCAGGCGGGCAAUAAGGGCGCUUUCAUUCGCAUUGACGCCCAGGGUAAUCAGGAGUACACCCAGUUCGACGCACAGCCGCACCCGCCGAUGAAACCCAUGGCGUAUGCAUCAAGUGGGCUAGCGAAUCUGCUCAUGUAG